Molecule: messenger RNA, 2202 nt
Organism: Arctia plantaginis
Lineage: Eukaryota; Metazoa; Arthropoda; Insecta; Lepidoptera; Erebidae
Source: the annotation of a GenBank genome assembly
AUGGAUGAUUUACAACAAAUUAAAAAAACGAUCGGAACCAACAUACAAACGAAAAAGGCAAGCCUAAAGGACAUGAAAGCAAAAGGAAGGAAGGACAAGCAGAACAGUGGAGCGGAUGGGUCGUCCACUGAGGGCGAGAUGGUGUCGGGAACGCCUAUCUCGAUGGGGCUCCCAGAGGUCAGUCUGACUCUGGUCACUGGGAGCCGAAGAGCAUCGGAUCGGCUGCGUUCCGGAUCCGCCGCUUCGUCGGAUGGCGCGGAGGCCAUGGAGGCGGAACGAAGCGACAGCCGGAAACGCGGACGCUCCAGGGACGAGGAAACGGAUACGUCCCAAGAAAUGAUGCCACCAAAGGUGGCAAGCAGCCGCCGAGGGAGGCAACGUAAACCGGCCUCGGCCUCGGUCUCGACCCCGUCAGGCUCCGCGUUCUCAAACGCGGAGUCCUACAGAAGUGUACGGGUGGACGGCGAGGCCGUAGCGGAGGAGGAGAUCGCGGAUCUCCUGCUCAAGGUUCGGGAGCCGGUGGGGGGAAAUGCCCCCCAGGCUCCCGUGUCCGUGCAGGAGAGGGCGAAAGCGGCGGUGGCCGUCAUCAACAAGGUGGCCACCAAAUCCGUGAACCUUAAGGGCUCGUUUGUGAGGGCCCUUAAGGACUCCUCCUCCGCUUUGUCGGAGGUCGUGGAGGGCCUAGCGGGCGACGUCUCUCGCCUGCAGGUGGCCAACGAGAAGCUGACGGAGCGGGUGAACGAGCUGAGCGCUCAGUUCGCCCGCUUCCAGGCGAACCUCCCCGAGCGGGAAGCCCCGUCCGCGUCCCAGCCUGCCCCUACCACCAACUCAGGGGCAUUUGACUCCCAACUGCGAGAAAUCCUCAUCGCAGUUGGGAAUAUGCUGGACGGACGCCUGGCUGGCCUGGAGGCGAGAUUGCCUCCUGCGCCGAUUAUGCGCCCCCCGCUCGCGUCGGCACAGCGGCCUAAGGCCGCCGCUCCGACCGCGCUCCCCGUUGUGGGAGGCCGCGUUUCUUACGCGGCGGCGGCGUCUGCCCCUACUCCAUCGGCUCCACAAAAGCCGAGGAGGGGGGCCAAGGCACCGGCCCAGGCGCCGGCCAAGGCACCGGCUAAGGCGCCGGCCAGGGCGCAUCCCCAGGCGCCGGCCAAGACGGGGCCUAGAACAGCGCCGAGGAGCGGAGUGGCAUUCCCUCCGCUCCCCACUCCGACACCCCUGCCGGGCCCCUCCGCACCUGCCCCCUCCAACGAGGGUUGGCAGGAGGCGAGGGGCUCCAAGAAGUCCCGAAGGCGGGCCAAAAAGGCUGCCAAAAAAGCAGCCCAAGCCCAGCCUUCGCCACCGGUGGCAACGGCCUCCACAAAGAGGCCGCGGAAGCUGCAGCCGCCCAAAACCGCGGCUGUAGUGGUGACCGUGUCCCCGGAGGCGGCGGACGGCGGGCUGUCCUACGCGGCCGUUUUCAAAAAGGCCCGGGACAGCCUCGCCAACGAUUUUGGAACGGUGGGGGUCAGGAUGCGCCUCGCCCAGACGGGAGCUCGAGUCCUCGAGUUCCCUGGGGCUGAAGGCGCAAAGACGGCGGACUCGUUUGCUGAGAGGCUGCGGGGUAUAUUCGCGACUACAGAUGGUGUGAGGGUCGCCAGGCCUACCAAGUGCGCGGAGCUGCGCAUCUCGGGCCUGGACGACUCUGUGACGGCCGAAGAUGUCCGCGCUGUAAUCCGGGAGAAGACGGGGUGCAGCGCGGACAACGUCAGGGUCGGCACCAUCCGCCCCGGUCCAGGGGGGCUUGGCGCCGUGUGGGUCAGCUGUCCCGUAGCGUCGGCCAAAGUAUUGGCCGACGCCGGCAGGCUGCUCAUCGGUUUCGUGAGCGCCAGGAUCACAGUCCUGGCGGCGAGACCGAUGAGGUGUUACAAAUGCCUAGCAUCGGGGCACACGCGCGUCAAGUGCCAAAGCUGCUUUGACUGCAGCGGACUCUGUUUCCGCUGUGGUCGACCGGGGCAUGUGGCGGUGGAAUGCUCUGCCGCCCCUCACUGCCCGGUGUGUGCGGCGGGUAACAAGCCCGCCAAUCACCAGAUGGGGCAGGGGGGCUGCAAGCCUCCCCGCAACUCUCAGCAAGCAUCGGGGGCUAGCCAGUCGACCCAGGCUGCCUCCGAUAUAGUUCGUGCGUCGACGUCGUCGCCCAUGGAGGAGGCUGUAGAGACGAUCCAGUAA